Messenger RNA from Clunio marinus, 322 nucleotides. The record is from the annotation of a GenBank genome assembly. Lineage: Eukaryota; Metazoa; Arthropoda; Insecta; Diptera; Chironomidae.
AUGAGUUAUAACAAGGAUCUCGGAAAUUCUACAAUGAAAAUCUUAUUAUUGAUUUCAUUAUUGGCUGCAAUUGUUAUUGCUGUUAGUGGACGUGAAUGUCCACUUUGUAAGGAUGAUCCUGGAACUGCUGCUCCUUGUACCUGUUCUGGAAAUAAAAUUCCAAAUGGUUGUGGUGGUCUUCCUCCUCCAGGAGUUUGCAUUAUAGCACAAAACUGUUGCGAAUUUCCCAAAGCAAGAAUAUGUCAACAAGUGUAAUAAAAAAAUAAAAUAAACUCAGAUUAAACAAAAUCUGAGACAUACUAAAUAACUCUUUUACAUAAUA